CUAACAAAGCUUGCAAUCGAGCAGGACCCCCAGGGGCACGGGCCCCAGCUGUCUCUCUCGCUUCGCUACCUUUGACCAUGUCUCCAAAGGUACGAGAGAGCGCCUCUUACACCUUUGCGUCUGCGCCAGAGCAGCUUUGCCUUGCUCCGCUCGAGCUGACGCGCUCUACGAAUGAAUGGCACUGUCUCGCGUCUCAGGUCCACCACACCGUGCCGAAUCAGUCAUGGCCUACAUCCAGACCAGGUCACCCUAUAGGCUUCUCUUCGUCAACUCAUCAUACUCAUGUGGCAUCUUCGAGAACCACCAAACUUGUUCUUCGAUCUUCUUCUUGGCUGCAUCAAUGUUACGCGCAUUAGCAUACACGCACGAGCCCCUGGGACUGAGCGCAGUGGCACAAUGCGCAAUUCUGCUGCACAAACGACGAGGCAUCUCUACACCUACAGACUCGGUUGACUUGCGGGCUCGUGGAUAUGGCGAACAGGCGCAACCAUCUCACCGUGGACUCAACGGCUGACUUACGGUCUCGCAUACCCACAUCGCUAGCGACGCCUGUCUCCUGGACCUUCGCGGCUGGCUCUACUGCAGAACCUUGCCUGCCCUCUCCAGGAUUAUACCCAGCUGUAAGCGUUAGCAAGCUCAAGCACAUCACUCGACCAUCUCGAGCGCUGAGAUGGACCGUGCUUAUUGCAACCACUCUACUCGUCCUUUACGGCGUCUCACGGCCGUCAAGUAUCGCCAAAGAGCGGUCAACCUUGCGCCAGCCAGCAAUUAUCGACGGCAAAGUACUUGACGAAAGCGAUUUGAAAGGCCAUGCAUCUCUGGCCAGCUGGCACAGCUUGACUUUUGCAAGGCGACUGACACUGUGGCGUCAGGCUCCUAGCGUCAAGCAAAGUCAUAUCGGCUUUGAAAGCGUCGAGAAAGCAUUUGACUUUACGAUCUGCUUGGCCGGCAACGCGGAGACCGAGGACCAAGCACAGAGGGUGUACAACCAGUGGGCAGGCCUUUUCCCUUAUGCUGCCUAUGUUUGGGGCAAUCAAAAUACGACCACCCCUGGCUUCGAGAAGCGCGUCAGGCCUGCUCGAACAGAUUCACUCCACUUUGUCCGUACUACCGGCAAAUCGCACGCGUUCGCACAUGGCUUACAUCUCGCUGUCAAGACCAUCAGCUCGCUUUACGAAUGUGAAUACAUCUUCACGCACGAUGACGAUCUCUUCUUCUCCCAAGCGCCCCACCUACGCCUCGAGUCAAGCAGUCAAAGCCAAGACGAAGCUGUCCUGCUUGCUCGCCGAUUGUAUUUGCUGCUAGCUCAAUACAGGCCUGCAAUUGCUGGAUUCCCUUGGGCAGUCGGUGACGAGCGGUUCCCUGCCAUGACGGCCCUGAAAACGCACUUCUUCGGACAGCCAGUCGCACCUCUGACUGGCUUCGACAAUGGUAUGGUCAUCUAUCAUAAAACGACGCUGGAUCUUUUCUUUCCCUUUGCGCCAAGAGGCGAAGGCGGCUUCGUCGGUAAAUGGACGCUUGGCGCUCAUUUCCUUCAGCUCUUCGCUCCUCUGAUCUUCAAAGAGCAUGCUAUAAGGCUCAAUGCCAUCGUAUACACCAAUAGCGUCAAUCUCGACAACCAACGUCCGAGCGCAAACGCCAAGAUCGUCAUCGAACACGGGCUGGCGCAUAUGUCGUGGUCAAGACAUGAAUACGAAUUCCCGCAGAACGCUGCUUAUAUCGCCUUUUUGCGCUCUGGUCUGAUCAAUCGCACCCAACGUUUCGGUCGCUAUAUGACUCUCGCGGACGUGAGCUUACCAAAACCAUAUGGGGAGAAGGGCUAUUCGCGCGAAUGGAUCGUCAGUCGUCUUGCAGAAUUCUACGACCCCUUGCAUGAAGCUGUCAGCAAUGUCCCCAUGCUUCAAGACUUCAAUCGUGCUGAACUCGCAUCGCUAAGCCCGACGGCAUUCAGUAUCAAAAUUAUCAUGUUCACCUACAAUCGCAUCGAUAGUUUCAAGCGAGCUUGGCGAGCAGUGUCGCAAUCCCAUUCGAUCGAUCUCCCUGUCGCAAUCGAGAUACACAUCGACUACGAUCCAGAGAUGUCCCAAGAGCGCCGUGCCGAAUAUGCCGAGCUGCUCAAUAGUCUGUCUUUACCUUGGGCAAAUGUCACACUGCAACGCGUCGCUUCUCGUCUGGGUCUUAAGCAGCAAGUGCUAACAAGCUGGCGCCCGACGAGUAACAACGAGUAUGCAAUUAUGAUCGAGGACGACAUCGAAGUUUCGCCCUACUUCCUGCAAUACGCUCAGAAGAUGAUCUUAGCGUACGCGCAUAGUCAAGACAGAGGAGAUCAUCGACUGUUUGGCAUCUCGUUAUACAACCUACGCUACAAUGAGGCAACCGAAAGCUUCUUACCUGACACGCGGCCGAAAGGCGUCUUUGCCUUCCAAUGUCCCGUCUCAUGGGGGGCUAUAUUCUUCCCAGAGCCAUGGCGCCGAUUCCUGACGUACGAACGUGACAUCUCGAAGCGGGGCAUUGAUCCAAUAGCGCCAGAUAUGUUGACGAAUCGAUGGCCUUAUCAGGCAUCCUGGAAGAAGACAUUCUACCGCUUCUUGAUCGAAAGUCGCGGCUAUCUGCUAUUCAACAAUUUGCCUGGCGAGCUAUCGUUCUCGACGAACCAUGUCGAAGUCGGCACAAACGACAAGCCUCACAAUGCAUAUGCCCAUAAGCUCAUCGAAGCCAAAUUCACAGUACCUCUACUGCAAGACCUACAAGAUCUACCAUACGGCUACGAGCCUUUCGCCACGCCAUCGCUUGCACAGCUACCGAUCUACUCACCCCAAUUUGCUCAGCUGAACAGUCUGCACGAUCUCACCGGCGGCGAAGACGAAGUAUCAUCUUUUGACAAGUGCACCAUGAUCAUGACAGUUUAUAGCAGAAACGCCACCAUCAUCGAUCGACUGAGGCACUAUCAUUCACUGCCCUAUCUGGGUCAGAUUGUCGUCAUCUGGCAGAACCUCGAAGCGCCCUUGCCGCACAUAACGGAAAGCGAGUUCAAUGUACCGAUUGCUUUCCUGCCAAUGCAGCGGAACUCGAUGAACAAUCGCUUUGUAAAUCACCCAGAAAUCAAGCAUUCCUGCAUUGUCAACAUGGACGAUGAUUUCGACAUGCCGCACGAGCAUCUGAAAUACGCUAUCGAGACAUGGCGCGGUCACUUCUGGAAUCACUUGGUUGGCUUCAGCCAUCAAGGCCGCAAUCACAUCGUUCUCCCAGCGAACGAGUCUUCGUCCGAGAAGACACUGUACUCACCUACCUUCAUGUCACCGCAGUUGCUAGGCGAUAGGAAGCCAUUCUAUUCGAUGGUCUUGCCGUCUGGCUUCAUUUACCAUCGCAAGUAUCUCGUUGCGUACGAACACUUGCCAUCCAGCGCCCAUGAACUGGUGGACCGCACGAACAAUUGCGACGACCUGCUUUUCAACUACCUUGUGGCCAAUGCGACGCAAUCUGGACCUAUUCUGAUCGAUGCAUGGGCAUCCAUGAUCCCUUCGCUCGGUGUGGCAGGUUUAUGGUCACGACCGACUCACAUGGGUGUCCGGACAGAAUGCCUUGAAGACCUCAAUGCCAUCUUCGGACACAAUCCAUUGCGGUACACCACCACGAUGUUCAAAAUUCAGCACGAGACGACAGUUCCUGGGUUGCAUCACCACGCUUCGCAAAUUGAACUACCGCAUCGAUAUCCGUGCAACAGGACACUCUACGAUCUUACCGGAUCAUGCUCGCUUGACAUCAGCGCCAAAGCGCCAGCGAUAUGGGUCAUCUCGCAAUCGAUUCAGACGAUGUGGCUGCUCCUUAUUGUGCUUGCAUCCAUCACCUACGCGUAUUGGCGACGACGCGCUCCUACAUCAAAACAUGCGCCUUAUUAUGCUUCGAAAAUUCCCAUCGUUGGCGGAGCCAUCGAGCUUGGUACGGAUCAGGACAAGAUGUAUGAGAGUAUCCAAGGUAUGGGUGGGGUCGCGCGCUUGCGACUGCCAAGGCAAACGCUAGUCACCGACCGGAAAGCUAUUCGCGCAAUAUAUGCCACCGGUGGCGCUCAACUUUCCAUGGAGAUGAUCAGAAUGGACAUACAUGCUUCCGUCUUCGGCACAUCGAAAGCUGCCAACGUGAUCGCAAAGAUCAAAGGCAUGCAUUCCAUUCACUCGCGUGGCAUCGCUACCUCCAAGACCGGCGUAUGGCUCGAUCUCUUUGCCGAUGUCAUCCGCGACAAGCUCAUGCACGAAGCCGAGCUUGUGCACACGCCCAUUAUACUUCUCGACUGGAUCGGUGCCAUCAUCUACGAAAGUUCAUCACGCAUGAUGUUUGGGCCAAUGUACGACGCGACGGGCAUGCUGGCUGCCUUCAGAGCAUUUGAUGCAGGUUUCCCGCUGCUCGCCGCUGGCGUACCUUCUUGCUUCUUGCCUGCCGCGAUCAAGGGACGAGAGCAGCUUGUCGAUAGCUUCGAACGAUGGCUACAAGAAGGCGGUGAUGCGUAUGCCUGCCCAAUGACGAAAGAGAUGGCUGCCCAUCUGCGUUCCUGCAUGUCUCUACGCGACGCAGCGACCUUGCACAUGGGCGACAAUUGGGCUCUGCAAGGCAAUACAACAUAUGCGGUCUAUUUUUGUCUCAUCUUCAUCUACCAAAGGCCCGACCUGCUCGCUAAGAUUCGCCUCGAGCUGCGAGCCCAUCUGCAAUCCGAUCCAGAGCUCUCAGGCAUCGAGGCAGCACGCGAUCUGGUGCUGAACAUCUCCAAGCUUGGCUCUGAGACUACCGAUGCUUUGCCAUAUUUGACGGCUGUCUUGCUCGAAACGCUGCGUGUCUGUACGUCCACGUUCUCCAUCCGCAAAGUAGAGCAAGAUAUGUCUAUCGCGACUACAAAGGGCUCGUUUGCCGCAGCCAAAGGCGAGUACCUCAUUUGCUGCGUUCGAGCUGUUCAGAUGGAUUCCGAAGUCUGGCGCGAUCCGAAGAUCUGGCGACCUGAGCGCUUCCUUACAGACAACGCGGACGGCCACAUGAAUUGCACAUUGCCUAGCAGCGAUGACUUCUUGGCCUUUGGCGGCGGCAUCUCUCGCUGCGAAGGCCGACAUCUCGCCCAAGCGCAGAUCAAAUGCUGUCUGGCGCUCGUUCUGACAUUGUUUGACAUUGAAGUCUCCGGAUGCGUCGAUCAGACAGGUCGCGACAAGUCUUCAUUGCCCUUGCCAGACGGCUCGGGAACAGGCAUGUGGCCCGGUUUCGAGUCGUCGCGGGUCGGCAUGGGCAUGAUGCAUCCAGAUGGGGGAGUCAGAGUUAAGCUUAGCACAGUAUGCUGA
Messenger RNA from Mixia osmundae IAM 14324, 5318 nucleotides. Its product is annotated as glycosyltransferase family 64 protein. Gene Ontology annotation, cellular component: membrane. NCBI's taxonomy places the organism in Eukaryota, Fungi, Basidiomycota, Mixiomycetes, Mixiales, Mixiaceae. The record is from RefSeq and is a predicted model, not a curated record. Gene Ontology annotation, molecular function: iron ion binding; oxidoreductase activity, acting on paired donors, with incorporation or reduction of molecular oxygen; heme binding. The transcript has 7 exons. Bases 471 to 5318 code for a protein of 1615 amino acids.